This is a messenger RNA of Akanthomyces muscarius, 1551 nucleotides long. RefSeq lists its product as uncharacterized. Bases 1 to 1551 code for a protein of 516 amino acids. Gene Ontology annotation, cellular component: alpha,alpha-trehalose-phosphate synthase complex (UDP-forming); cytosol. NCBI's taxonomy places the organism in Eukaryota, Fungi, Ascomycota, Sordariomycetes, Hypocreales, Cordycipitaceae. Gene Ontology annotation, molecular function: alpha,alpha-trehalose-phosphate synthase (UDP-forming) activity. The transcript is spliced from 2 exons. The record is from RefSeq and is a predicted model, not a curated record. Gene Ontology annotation, biological process: cellular response to heat; trehalose biosynthetic process.
AUGUCCACCUCGGCCGAGACACAACAAGAGUCUGCCGCGCCUGGCCGUCUCUUGCUACUGUCGAAUCGCCUGCCUAUUACUAUCAAACGCUCCGAAGAUGGCAGCUAUACAUUCUCCAUGUCCUCUGGAGGUCUCGUCACUGGCCUGAGCGGUCUCGGAAAGACCACGAGCUUCCAGUGGUACGGAUGGCCUGGCCUCGAGGUCCCCGAGAACGAGGUCGACGGCAUGAAGAAGCGUCUCAAGGCAGAAUACGGCGCGCAUCCCGUCUUUAUCGACGAUGAGCUUGCUGACCGCCACUACAAUGGAUUUGCCAACUCCAUCCUCUGGCCGCUGUUCCACUACCACCCCGGUGAAAUCACCUUUGACGAAUCGGCCUGGGCUGCGUACCAGGAAGUAAACCGUCUCUUUGCACAGACCGUCAUCAAGGACGUUCAAGACGGCGAUCUGAUUUGGGUCCACGACUACCACCUAAUGCUUCUGCCCCAAAUGCUGCGCGAGGAAAUUGGCAACUCCAAGAAGAACGUUAAGAUCGGCUUCUUCUUGCACACACCAUUCCCCAGCAGCGAAAUCUACCGUAUCCUGCCCGUCCGUGAACCUCUCCUCACGGGUCUUCUCGAUUGCGAUCUCAUUGGCUUCCACACCUACGACUACGCGCGCCAUUUCCUCAGCAGUUGCUCGCGCAUUCUCGGUACCCCGACCACGCCCAACGGUGUGGACUGGAACGGACGCUUCGUCACUGUCGGAGCAUUCCCUAUUGGUAUCGACCCCGACAAGUUUGUCGAGGGCUUGAAGCAACCCAAGGUGCAAGAGCGCAUCGCAGCCUUGAAGCGCAAGUUCGAGGGUGUUAAGCUCAUUGUCGGCGUCGACCGUCUUGACUACAUCAAGGGCGUGCCACAAAAGCUCCAUGCUCUUGAGGUUUUCCUCACGGAGCAUCCUGAGUGGAUUGGCAAGAUUGUUCUCGUGCAGGUUGCCGUGCCCUCGCGCCAGGACGUCGAAGAGUACCAGAACCUACGCGCCGUCGUCAACGAACUUGUCGGCCGCAUCAAUGGAAAGUUUGGCACCAUUGAGUUUAUGCCCAUCCAUUUCCUUCACCAAUCCGUAUCGUUUGAUGAGCUGACGGCGCUCUACGCCGUCUCUGACAUCUGCCUGGUGUCUUCAACCCGCGACGGCAUGAACCUCGUCUCGUACGAGUACAUUGCCACCCAGCGUGAGAAGCACGGCGUCAUGAUUCUCAGCGAGUUUACUGGCGCCGCACAGUCGCUCAACGGCAGCCUGAUUGUCAAUCCCUGGAACACGGAAGAGCUGGCCAACGCCAUCCACGACGCCGUCACCAUGAGCCCCGAGCAGCGCGCCGCCAACUACAGCAAGCUCGAGCGCUACGUCUUCAAGUACACCAGCGCUUGGUGGGGGGCCACCUUUGUCGCCGAAAUGACACGUCUCAGUAACGAGGAGACACAAGCCAAGACCAUCCGCAAUGUGUCGGGUGCUGUGGUCAGCUCCGGCCAGAAAACAUUGACAGAGGAGCCUGAGAGCAAGGAGCAGGAAGCCUAG